AUGGGCGACACCGUUCAGAUCACGACGGAAGGAGGAGAGCAGUUCUUCAAGCACUAUUACUCUUAUCUUGAUACUGCCCGUCAGAAUCUGAAGCAUUUGUAUCAUGAAGCUUCGAAGGUUGUUUGGAAUGGCAAUACGCUGAAUGGAAAGAUGGCGGUAGAUCGCUUUUUCAGCGACCUGCCAGCCAUGACUAUCCCAGGGCAAGAACCGCCUGACCCCAUGAUCCUUGUGUCGGUAAUGGGGUUUGUGCGAUAUGGACACUUGGAAGCAAAGCCUCCGCCCGAUUCGAAAACUUUCUGUCAGUCCUUUAUCCUUGGAAAAGACACUGCGAGUGGGUCGUACUACAUUGUGACGGACAACUAUCGAUUUCUUUGA
Messenger RNA from Guillardia theta CCMP2712, 375 nucleotides. RefSeq lists its product as hypothetical. NCBI's taxonomy places the organism in Eukaryota, Cryptophyceae, Pyrenomonadales, Geminigeraceae. The record is from RefSeq and is a predicted model, not a curated record. Gene Ontology annotation, cellular component: nuclear pore central transport channel. The transcript has 5 exons. Gene Ontology annotation, biological process: protein import into nucleus. The coding region runs from base 1 to 375 and encodes 124 amino acids.